Messenger RNA from Ilyonectria robusta, 546 nucleotides. RefSeq lists its product as uncharacterized. Lineage: Eukaryota; Fungi; Ascomycota; Sordariomycetes; Hypocreales; Nectriaceae. Bases 1 to 546 code for a protein of 181 amino acids. The transcript has a single exon. The record is from RefSeq and is a predicted model, not a curated record.
AUGUAUGGAGACGAGGUCCGCUUGACAUGGUCUUUUUUUGAUCAGCCUGGUGGAUUCCGGGACUAUCUUGGCGAUAUCUACGGCCGGCGCAACCAUCACAGACCCGCCGAGGGAACGCAUGAUAAACUCUGCUGCAAGGUGCCGUUUCCACGGUUCGAGGGCAUGGACAAGGACUGCGUUGGUCUUGUCAUGAGUACAGUGCUCACUGCAGACCCCAUCAUCGAAAGUCUCCCUGUUCGACCGCUCGCUGGUGAGCAGCCCAGUAUGAAGCGGAGCUACCAGAUGCAGGAUUUGAGGUUUCGAAUAGAUCCGGUCAGUAACAAGGGCCGCGGAGAUGCGGAUGACUACAUGAACAUGGUUACGGAUGGAAGCUCCCAGCAUAUCACGAUGCAACUGGGCUGGGAAAAGUAUAAGAUUUCGAGCGACAUGCGCAUGGCUUUGGAAUCAGGGGGCCCUGAAGCAGUUAUUGCUCGCAAUGCACUAGGACCGCUUGGCUAUGCUGCAGGUGGCGUUUCUGGCCUGAUUAAGAGAGUUUUAGAUGUAUAG